CUCAUCGAGAACAAUAUACUGGCCUCAUACGGCUUCGGGCUCCUCUCCAGUUGGGUCUAUCUCCGUUUCUACCAGCGGCACAGUAGAGGCCGUGGAGACAUGUCUGACCACUUUGCCUUCGCCACUUUCUUCCCCGAGAUCCUGCAGCCCAUGGUGAGUGUCGUAGCCAACCUGGUGCACGGCAUCCUGGUGAAGGUGAAGGUCUGCCGCAAGACGGUCAAACGCUACGACGUGGGUGCCCCGUCGUCCAUCACUAUCAGCUUGCCAGGGACGGACCCACAGGAUGCCGAGAGGAGAAGGCAGCUGGCCCUGAAGGCCCUGAACGAGCGGCUCAAGCGCGUGGAGGACCAGUCAGCCUGGCCUAGCAUGGAGGACGAUGAGGAGGAAGCAGCGGCAAAGGCUGAUAGCUCACUGUUGCCCGACCCCAGUGUGGCUGGGAAGGGCACCAGCCAGGAGUCCAACCUCAUCACCUUCCAGGAUGCCCCAUCUCAGCAGUGA
This is a messenger RNA of Apaloderma vittatum (bar-tailed trogon), 498 nucleotides long. It is a transcript of the gene TMEM115, whose product is annotated as transmembrane protein 115. Gene Ontology annotation, cellular component: Golgi apparatus; membrane. The transcript is spliced from 2 exons. Lineage: Eukaryota; Metazoa; Chordata; Aves; Trogoniformes; Trogonidae. Gene Ontology annotation, biological process: retrograde vesicle-mediated transport, Golgi to endoplasmic reticulum. The record is from RefSeq and is a predicted model, not a curated record. The annotation marks the transcript as partial.